Messenger RNA from Oryza sativa Japonica Group (Japanese rice), 1525 nucleotides. RefSeq lists its product as uncharacterized. NCBI's taxonomy places the organism in Eukaryota, Viridiplantae, Streptophyta, Magnoliopsida, Poales, Poaceae. The record is from RefSeq and is a predicted model, not a curated record.
UAGAAUUUGGGCGAGCAGUCAGCACCAAUCACGCUGUUUCUGUUGACUUCUACUCCUACCAGAUGCUACAGUACCUCCCGUGGGCCCCCACACUCCUACUGCUUCCCAGUGGGCCCCCAACCAGUCCACCAUCUGCUCUGUUCCUGUGCAAGUCUGUAACCAACGCUACUGACCACCAUGGACACUUGGACAUAUCACAGCACAAAACAUUCCUCGCUCCAUCUUCCGCUCCAGUCUCCAUUCCCCAGCUCGUAGUAGUAGCUGCCUUCCUUUACACUAUAAAUUCCCCUACCUUACACACAGAUGUGUCCAAGUGCUCAUCAACACCGCCUGACUCAUCCAGUGUGAGGCCGUGAGGGUGAGUGAACCCUGUAGCGGCAGUCAUGAAGGAGAGGGUGAGGCGGCGGCGCAUCCCGGCGUUCGGGGAGUGGAACUACGACGGCGACGGCGACCUUGGCGGUGGCGGCGGCUGCUAUGGCUACGGCUACCGCGACGGCGACUGGCCGGUCACACAGUACUUCGACUCCGCCAUGCAGGCCCGCGGCCUGGUCAUCUCCCUGCCGCCCUCACCAAAACCACCCAAGAAGGCGGUGAAGUGGAUUGACAGCGGCGCACUUGGGGAGGAGGAGGUGGUGGACGAGAAGCAGAGGCAGAGGCAGCACAAGGUGGUGGUGGGGCUGGCGGUGGCAGGAGGAGAGCACGGGGCGGCGAGGAAGCAGGGGAAGCAGAGCAGAGUGGCUGACGGCGGGGCCCAUGCGGCGAUGGGCUACAAGGGGUGCAGGCCGGCGGUGGUCAAGGCCGUGGACCGGGACCUCUACGAGAUCCCACCCGACAUGCUCUGCAACAAGCCAAGGAAGAGGGUGACCAGGAGCCUGUGGAUGGGGUGCCUGGGACUCAGCUGCGUUGCCUAGGGAUCUCACCAGAUAGAUCGAUCGAUCACACAUACCAAACCUGCCUUGUUUUGCGUGUCGUUGUAAAGUGAAGCAGAAACCCAUGGACGGACCCCAUCGUGAUCGAUGCAUGCUGUCACCACGGUCGCACGGCCCAAACUUUCCCAUUCAUCUAUCUCCCUCACCUGUCUCAGCAGCACUAGUGUUUGGUUGGUGUCUCUCUGUGCGUUUUAGGAGUAGUAGUAAAAUGAGAUGGACAUGGACAUGAUGUGUCCGGCAGCGUCAUUUCCUCGUGCCAAAGACCACUCGAGUGCUGCCUCUCUCUCUCUCUCUCUCUCCCCUUUUGAUCUUUUUCCGAUGUGUUUUUUUUUUGUAGCCUCUGCUUGGUUGGUGUCCCAUGAAAUUACGGAGGCAGCUCGGUGAAAUGUGGUUAUAUGGGUUGGUGCCUUGGUGGACACUCGACACUGAUGAGUAGCAGUGGAAAAAGGUUGAUGUAAUGGAACGCUGUAGUCUCAGCUCAGGGGACUUGUGCCGCCCGUGGUGAAAAGAAAGAAAGGAAGAAAGCUUUCUGUUGAUCCAUGUCUUGCUAGUACUACUACAAAUAUGUGUUUAUAUAGGCCGAGUUUAGUUUUAAA